AUGAAUGGCAAAAUGCGGGUGAAACCUCUUGAAGAACGCUACACGUUGCAUGUUGGAGAAACCACUUACACCAUCGUUAGCGAGGAGGCCGGCCCUAUCAUUCCAGGGGAAAUAUCCGAGGUUGCGAAAGGAAUCACGUGGACGCCAGAAGAAUGGCCCCGCCAAAAGCUGCACGAAUAUAUCCUGAAACUCUUCCCAGACAAGGACACCGAAGAAAACAUUGGGGAGGAUGGCUGCUUCACGUUUCUUGUCGCCGGAGAAAAUCCAGCACAGGCCCGUUCUAGGGCAGAACGCUUUUUCGUUCCCUGCUUGCCUCAUCGUCUACUUAUACUUGACUUCCUGCUCAAAGACGCCAUUGCCAUGCCAGCGGCAGCAAUGGAUGCUUCAUGA
Seminavis robusta is the source of this 390-nucleotide messenger RNA. NCBI's taxonomy places the organism in Eukaryota, Bacillariophyta, Bacillariophyceae, Naviculales, Naviculaceae. The record is from the annotation of a GenBank genome assembly.